AUCAAUCCAUUCAGUUAGAUUUUAGUGCAAACGAAAAGCAGAGGAAAAAAAGUGACUCAAACGCAAAUCACUCUCCAGCAAAGGAGCAGCAGCACCAGAGUUUAGUAGUUUGUUCUCUAGCAUGAAUAACUAGUGUACAAAGUUAGGUUGAAGAAUUUCCCCGAAUCAAUACACAGUGCUCAGUGCAAUCCCUUAGAAAUAAUAUUGUGAUUCCUUCGCGAGAAACCUCCGUAGUUCGUAGUUUUGUUCCGGAUUUGUUGUCCCGUAAAUUCCGAAAAUGUGUGUGCGCGUUUGCGAUCGCGUAACCGUAGUGAAUAAUUGAGCAACUGCGGAUACAAUCAAUUCCUCCGGUUUCCAAAAUUCCGCUGGAAGAAACCCGAAUUUCCUCCACCCCUCCCAUCGCGGGGAAGCCUUAUUAGGGCCGAAAUUGCUUUUCAUUUUUUUCGGUUUUACCAAGGCCGUCGUCGUCGUCGCUCUUGAGCAAGCAAGUCAUUCUCAGUCAGCAGUGUUGGAAGUGCUGAAGGACAACCGCGACGGCGGAACACGGAACGACAGCAGCUAGCACCGGGCCGACGACGGAACCAGCAGCAGCAGCAGUAUGUCCGUGGCGGGGAACUAUGACCACUACCACCGGAACAGCAGCCACAGCAGUGGCUCGUCCGGAGGUGGUCCCCGGGCGGAACGGUGCGCCUGCUGCGUCCGGACGAUGAAGUGGUUCCCGGUGCUGUUCAUAGUGGCGGUCAUUGCCUGGUCCUACUACGCGUUCGUGGUGCAGCUCACGUUUUUCACCGUCACCGGCGUACUCCAGAGGAUACUGUUUCUCCUUUUCUACCAUCUGAUUCUGGUGAUGUUCCUGUGGUCCUACUACCGGACCGUGUUCACCGACAUUGGCCGGGUUCCGGCGAGGUUCCGCGUGCCACGCUCCGAGCUGGACCGGCUGCUGCGGGCUCAGUCCGAGGACGAGCAGAAGCAAAUCCUCGAGGCGUUCGCGAAACAGCUACCGAUCGUGACGCGCACCCUGAACGCGUCCGUCCGCUUUUGCGAAAAGUGUCGCCUCAUCAAACCGGACCGGGCCCACCACUGCAGCGUGUGCGGCGUGUGCGUCCUCAAGCUGGACCACCAUUGCCCCUGGGUGAACAACUGCAUCAACUUUACCAACUACAAGUUCUUUAUCCUGUUCCUGGGUUACGCGCUGGUGUACUGUCUGUACGUGGCGUUCAGCACGGUUAUGUAUAUGGAACUGAUAUGGAGUGCCAGCGGGCGGGAGGGCAAAAUCGACGGUCGGUUCCACAUUCUGUUUCUGUUCUUCGUGUCGCUCAUGUUCGCCAUCAGUUUGGUUAGCCUGUUUGGCUAUCACGUCUACCUGGUGUUGCUGAACAGGACAACCCUUGAAUCAUUCCGCACGCCAAUCUUCCGGUACGGUGGACCGGAUAAGAACGGAUUCAGCCUCGGCAAGAUGAACAACUUCCAGGAGGUGUUUGGGGACAACAGGAAGCUGUGGUUCGUGCCGGUGUACACCAGCGUCGGUGACGGAGUGAGCUAUCCGGUUCGCUGCUACGACGAGGACGCGGAAUCGUUACUCAGUGGCGAGCUGGCGCCCUCCAACGGCCACAUGGGAGGCCGGAAUGGAGGUCAGCACAGGAAUAACCAUUAUCAUCACGCCAACAAUCGCAGCACGAUUUUGCACGUGAACGAAGAAGGGGGCGACGACGACGACGACGAGGACAACGAGUACGAGACGACGGUUUUCAGCCACUCGGCGAACCUGCUACACUGAUGGGCGGGCGGGACGUCUACUUAAAGCCGGUAAGUUUUGUUUUCCGGUGUGCAUUGUGAUGUGAAAGAAACAUUCCUUGAGGUUCUGGGAAGGACGGACAAAUUGACGUAAUACAUGUUUUUAGAUUAGGCAAAACCUAUUCUUCAAAAUUCCUAAUUGGUCUUAAGCUCCGCCUAUUUUCACCUUUGGCAGUUUUAGCUCCUCCUAGUUUCAGACCAUAGCUCCGCCUAUUUUAAACUUGAGUAAUUUAAACUUCUUUUAAAAACUACUUAUUUUAUGUUCUUGUAGCUGAAAUUGCAAUAUAUUAUUUUUAUGGUCUAGACUCCGCCUUUUUUUGUGAAGCAGAUCCGCUUUUUGAAGAAAUUUUAUAACAAUUGAAAAUUCGCAAUAUUUGCAACAUCAUUCUGUAAAAAGAAACUUCUUAAAAAUUGCAUCCACAGCCAAUUAAAAUGUUUUUAAAAUCCCAUUUUUUAAGCUAAUGAAGUUUAGGCUCCGCCCACUGCAAUGUCUUGACUUCUUUGGCCCCGCCUUUUUUCAAUUUUUUGAUUCCUGAAAAACCUUCUUUAUAUAUAAUUUUAAGCAAAGCUCCAACUAUUUUAAAAUGAUUGCAAUGCGUCUGAAAGCAACAUAAAUGCACACAUAAUAAAAAAAAAAUCGCAGGCGAUGACAUAUUUUGAUUGUUUAGGCUCCUCCCAUUUGCAAGCUUCUAAGCCAAGCUUCACCCAUUGCAAAAGCUAAUUAUUUUUUCUACUCAAAAUAAUUUUCAUUUUACCUUUCGUCAAUUUGUCUGUACACAAGCUGUGAACCGUUCCAGGAAAGUACGUUUUAGCAGUUAGGUUUAAUUUUAAAAUUAUUAUAAUUAAAAAAAACACCAAACAAAAAGGUGACAUCUUGCAAUAACAGUUUGCGCCGUACGUAGUUCCGUUUUAAGCCGAACACCUCCAAAUACCUCGUCGAUGCAUUUUUAAUUUGUGUUUUUAACGUUUAAUUUGUGUUUUAUUUUUCGUCGUAACGAAUACAAUCGCGAUUUUGCCAAUAAUGAUUAGUUAACAGGAAAGUAUUUUGUUGUGCGCCCGGUUUCUGAUCGCUUGAACAACAAUCAGAGUAAAAUAAUAAUAAUAAAUUUGAGCGAUUGCAAUAAGGAAAACGCAAAGUGUUACAAACAGACUGAUUGGCCGUGCGCGGCAAACACAGAUUUGUAGACAGCAGUUUCGGAGUAGUGAAACCAGUAAUUAAUUAGGAACAGAAGUGUUUCUCUAGGUACGAAUAGCAUGCA
This is a messenger RNA of Culex pipiens pallens (northern house mosquito), 3053 nucleotides long. RefSeq names its product palmitoyltransferase ZDHHC20-B. Lineage: Eukaryota; Metazoa; Arthropoda; Insecta; Diptera; Culicidae. Bases 599 to 1777 code for a protein of 392 amino acids. Gene Ontology annotation, biological process: peptidyl-L-cysteine S-palmitoylation; protein targeting to membrane; synaptic vesicle maturation. The record is from RefSeq and is a predicted model, not a curated record. The transcript is spliced from 6 exons. Gene Ontology annotation, cellular component: Golgi apparatus; endoplasmic reticulum. Gene Ontology annotation, molecular function: protein-cysteine S-palmitoyltransferase activity.